GCCUCUGGAGAAUCGCCAAACCUGAUUGGCUGUUUUUUGGUUAGACGUGUACAUAGACAUAACUUGUGAAAUAAUUGGUAUGUUCCUUUUGCAUAAACGCAAGGGUUUUGGUGGUGAUUCUCUGCUAAUCAUUAUCAUUGUGUCAUUUCAUUUGACAUACAGGACAAAUGUAAAUCUUAAAACAAGUCGGGACACAGGGACAUGGUUUGAAAUACGUCAUCCUACACUGACAUGUAAUGCAUUGGACAUCAGAACAAUAUGGGAAGUGAAAACGAGUCUGCAGUCUGGUUUGAAAGAUCAGAUCUUUUACUUCAUUUUUGUAAUCUAUGUCAAACUUCUAAAGAGAUUAAAGAGGACUUACACAGAUUUUGGUUUGUCUUACAAUGUUAUAGGUUGGUUUAGGAAUGACUAACAGAUGUUAGGUUCCAUUUUGGGGCUCUUGUUUACGAUAUACAUUAAUGACCUCUGCAAUAAUGUUUUAAAUGCUAAUAUGCACUUUUAUGCAGAUGGUGCCAUUAUCUGUUGUACUAGCUCAUUACAUAUGAAAUGAAGCAUGUAUCAUGUUUAAAAAAACAUUGCUCAACAAUUAUGGCAAAUGGAGAAGGUCCUUUGAUAAACUCUGACUUCCUUGCAUUUUUCAUUCUCUCUUUGUAAAUGAGGCCCAAACUGCAUUAGGCCUUGUUGGGCCUAGUUGGCUAAAACUGCAUAAGGCUUUGUGCUGAUGGGUGCCUAAACCUGCUGAUUGCCACUUGCAGCUAUAUUUUUAAAUUCAAUAGGCUUGCUAGAAAGGAGAGGUUUAUGAAGCCUUCUUGAAGUUGAAACUGGGUGCUACAUAGUGACACUUUACAGUACUGUUUUGUAGUUAAUAAGUAACUAUUAACUAUUAAUUUUAUAUUGUUCCUGAUCAUCAUUAACUCCUAAUGAAGAACAGCAACACCUCAUUCAUUAUCUAACAGACACAAAUUACAUGAUCACUUGGUAAUAUGUAGAACCAAUUGAAUUUGAAGGCAGGACACACGUACACAUUGAUAUUUGUGUGAGCCCUCUCUUCAACUGACCCUGCCCUGAACAGGACAUUAAAGGAGGAACUACUGUUCAGAAGAAACACUGGCACACAUGCUCCUGCAGAAAACAAUGAUGUUUUCUUUUCUAAAGAUGAGAUAUAAAAGCAGACUGGUCUACUGAAUACUGAAGUGUUUUAGCAGUUGUCCCUUUUAAGCCUUUUAAGGUUUCUGAUCAAAAAAAAACACGAGGGACACCAGUCAUUACAGUGUGGUGUGAUGCCCCAGCCUUCUCUGAGGAUACCUGUUUCUGUGAAUAGAAAGGGAGGACAUAAUCCAUUAUAUUGUAGAGACUGCACACUGUGUGGUUUAUUUCACUACUGUUAGAAGUGUUGGAAUACACUACAUCAGUUAGUAGUUCAGCAGGAACCUUGUCAGACUCAGCUAUUGAGCAAUUAAUGUUGACUUGAUAUGUAAAUGUAUGAGUAGUUAUUCUAGGAAACUAUAGUUAAGUAAUUCUAUGAGACUCAGUAGUUAUUGUUUAGUAAAUAGUAAACUACCCAAAUCAUUAGUUCACUACUACCUACUGAGUAGUGAACUAGUAGUCCUUGGUAGUUAAGAGUAGUUACUUACAUGUUAAUGCAGCACUACUCAUUUGUUCCUGCCCUACAUUACUUGUUUUGUUUGAUACUGGCCUGCCUGCUUGAAAGUGGAAGCAAUUUAUGUCUCACAAGGUUUGCAGUUGUCCAGACCAGUAUCCAUGGCGUUGAGGCAGCUGAAGCCAGAGCAAGUGGAAGAUCAAUUAACAGCCUCAGAUGACCAUUGCUAUUUCUUUAACUUUAAUCUGGCUGGUGCUCAUUUGAAAUCUAAUUACUGCUGUCGAGUGAUUAAAGGCAGAGCUUAACAAAAUCUUCCUGACUGCCUCUUGUGAUCCUGGGAUGCUGGGAGGGUGUCCAGCUGGUAAAUAGCUGCUGCUGUUAUAGGGGCAGUUAUAUUAGGUAUAUUAUAUAGGCCAGAUAUAACAGCUGGGACUAGACAAAGGCUCCGAUAUCCUAAUUUGAGCAUAAUGGACCUGAAGGAAUAUUUCAAAAGGAUUGGCUUCACUGGUCUGUACGACAAAGCUGACCUGCCCACUCUGUGCACCAUACACAAGCUGCAUGUCAUGACUGUUCCCUUCGAGAACCUCAGUAUCCACUGUGGAGAGAAGAACACUCUGGACCUUAAUGUCAUCUAUAAGAAGAUUGUGCUCGACCAUCGUGGAGGUUGGUGCUUUGAGAACAACCUGCUGUUCUCCUGGGUGCUGAGAGAGAUGGGCUACAAAUUUACCAUGCUGGGCACCAAGGACUGCAACCUCCUCAAAAAUGACUCCAAUCCCAUGGAGUCACAUCUCAUCAAUCUGGUUGAGAUUGAUGGUAAGCCUUAUAUUGCUGAUGUUAGUUAUGGUGUAUCAGACCAAAUGUGGGAGCCUUUAGAACUGAUCGCAGGUAAAGACCAACCUCAGCCCCCAGGGGUGUUCCGUCUACUGAAAGACGGCGAGAGUUGGACCCUGGAGAAGACCGGGAGGAAGCCACUGAUCCAGAAUGAGGCCUUUGCCAAGUGCAGCCUCGUUAACAAGCCCCUGACAAAAACCAUGUUCAGCUUCUUUUUAAUGCCACGUGGCACUGACCAGUUUCUGGAGGCCUCCGAGUACCUCCAGACAAAUUGUGAGUCUUUGUUCACUCAGAAAUCCAUCUGUUCCCUUCAGACACCCACUGGCUUCAGAGCUCUGGUUGGCUGUAACUACAGUGAGGUCACAUUUAAUCCUCAAGAAGACGUAGACCUCUAUGAUAUGAGGAAAAUACCAGACAGUGAGAUAGAGACCGUACUGAAGGAAAAGUUUAAUAUUACAUUAGACAGUAAACUGACACCUGUAAACAAUAAAAAUGUGUGAAAUGAAAUGCAAGGCUAACCUAACUGAAAAAACAAACUUAAAUCAAUCAAAAUCAGAAUCAAGUUAUAGCAAUUGUCAAUGAAAACCAAGACAGGCGACAUCACUAAAUUGCAGUGCCACACCAGUUCAACAUCACAAUGACGGAGCCAUAUAAGAAAAAAACUUGUUACCAAAAAAAAA
Molecule: messenger RNA, 3111 nt
Organism: Colossoma macropomum (tambaqui)
Lineage: Eukaryota; Metazoa; Chordata; Actinopteri; Characiformes; Serrasalmidae
Product: arylamine N-acetyltransferase, pineal gland isozyme NAT-10-like
Exons: 6
Coding region: 2068-2931 (287 amino acids)
Molecular function (GO): acetyltransferase activity
Source: RefSeq, a predicted model, not a curated record